This is a messenger RNA of Planococcus citri (citrus mealybug), 1318 nucleotides long. Its product is annotated as LIM domain only protein 3-like. Gene Ontology annotation, molecular function: DNA-binding transcription factor binding; transcription coactivator activity. The transcript is spliced from 5 exons. The record is from RefSeq and is a predicted model, not a curated record. NCBI's taxonomy places the organism in Eukaryota, Metazoa, Arthropoda, Insecta, Hemiptera, Pseudococcidae. Gene Ontology annotation, cellular component: nucleus. Gene Ontology annotation, biological process: positive regulation of transcription by RNA polymerase II. The coding region runs from base 3 to 665 and encodes 220 amino acids.
GAAUGACUAUGGAUAAAUCGCAAUUACCCAAGAGUGGAGGGAAUGGUAAUUCAACACCUCAGGAAUGCGCCGGCUGUGGAAAACAAAUCACCGAAAGAUAUUUAUUAAAAGCUUUAGAUAUGUAUUGGCACGAGGACUGUUUGAAAUGUGGUUGCUGCGAUUGUAGACUGGGAGAAGUCGGAUCAACGUUGUUUACAAAAGCUAAUCUAAUAUUAUGUAGGAGAGAUUAUUUAAGAUUAUUCGGUAACACGGGAUAUUGUUCAGCUUGUUCUAAAGUAAUACCUGCUUUUGAAAUGGUAAUGAGAGCCAGAAAUAAUGUUUAUCAUUUGGAAUGUUUCGCGUGCCAGCAAUGUAAUCACAGGUUUUGUGUUGGCGACAGAUUUUACUUGUGCGAAAAUAAAAUCCUAUGUGAAUACGAUUACGAAGAAAGAAUGGUUUUUGCAAACAUGGCUUAUAACCCACCGAAUAUAGCGCAACUCAAGAGACACACGAGUCAUAUUCCAGUAAGUCCAAAUAUAAAUCCCGCUCUUCCAGGGGUCAGAUCAAACGAGAGCAACGAUCGACGACAAACCAAUGGCGAUGUACAUCACCCCAAUCACCCGAUGUCCAAUGGUCAUCAUUUUCCAGGUCAAACGGAUCCACCUCUACUAUACGACGCCAAAUAAACAUUUUUAAUUGAACGAAUCAUCGUUGGAAAACACAGUUUUACUCGUGUUUCAGUGCAAUAACAAAUUAAACAUAAGGAUGGUUUUUGUUUUAUAAAUUGAAUGUUGAAUUUUAUAGGAAUUUUUUUCUAGGCUUAAAUUGAAUUUUACAAAUGGUUUUACAACCUUGUAUACUUCCAUAAUUCCAUUUCUUCCGAUGUGUAUUUUAAUAUCGAAAAAUUCUAGACUAAAAAUUACGUACUAGAUCUCAUAACGUUCUAUAAAAAUAAAAAUUUCAUUCCAAAGAAGAAUAAUUAUAUAUCGUAUUUUGAUAAUUUUCUAUCUGCGAAGCAAUAAUUCUUAAAAAUCAUUCAACUUUGUAAAAAUUCUCAUUUUAUUUACUUCUUUUUUUUUUACUUCAUCAGUAAGUAUUUUGGAGAAAGAAAUACUUUGGUUUUAAGAAUUAAGUUUUUACAUUAUUUGUUGUUAGAAGCAAAUUGCUAUUGCUUUGUUUACGUUGAUUUCUUUUUUUUCUUCUUUUAUUAUUUUUUUAUAUAUGAUGUAAUAUUUCAUAGUUGAAUUUGUUUAGCAUCGUAAAAUCUCAUUUAGAUUUAAUCUUAGAUGUAAUAUUUAUAAGUUACCUGAAUUACAACUUGGAAAUAUUUUUCGUUUAA